Messenger RNA from Acyrthosiphon pisum (pea aphid), 1404 nucleotides. RefSeq lists its product as uncharacterized. Lineage: Eukaryota; Metazoa; Arthropoda; Insecta; Hemiptera; Aphididae. Bases 353 to 868 code for a protein of 171 amino acids. The transcript is spliced from 4 exons. The record is from RefSeq and is a predicted model, not a curated record. Gene Ontology annotation, biological process: sleep; positive regulation of voltage-gated potassium channel activity; regulation of synaptic transmission, cholinergic.
CGCGUUUGCGUCGCGAAAGGCAGCGGCGGCGUAAGUGGCGCGACGCGGCGGUUUCGCGUGGCGCGUACGCCGAAAUGGCCGCGCCGGCGUUACAACGGCAUAGUCGCACGCGCCGCGCGCCUUUGCACGCGAAAUCCGUCGUCGCCGCUCGCCGCCGACUUCAGUACCGUUUUCGCCGCCGGACGCAGUGGUCGCAAGCGCCCAGCGCCGUCUCCCCUCGCCACACGCGCACCGUAUAAUAUUAUAAUAUCAUACGAAAUUCUAUCAUGAUAAUAACAAUAUAAUAUUAUUAUUAUUAUUAUUGUAGUUAGCGACCUCACGACGAGAAUAAUAUUAUUAUUAUUAUUAUGAAAUGCUUUCGGCCAUCAGCAUCACGUCAUUCGUCACCGCUCUCAUCUGCACCCUGUCUUGCAUAGCCGACGCCAACGCCGGUAUCGAUUGCUUCAAAUGCGUUUCCCUGGAAUGGCAGAACCGUGCGUGCGACGAUCCGUUCCACAACAACUUCAGCUCGGGACUUUUGGAGUCGCCGUGCAUGGGUGGGCGGAAAGGCCGCAACGGUCUGUUUCCGGCUACCGCGUGCAUCAAGCUCACCGGUUACUACACUACCGGACAGCACGUUACGGUUAGAGGAUGUGCAUUGGACAGCGGCACCUUGACCACAGACACAGAAAUUAUUCGGAUGUCGCAUUGCGGAGGAUUCUAUUUCGAUGACAAGUAUGUCGAUGGCUGUUUGCAGAGUUGCGACGACGCGGACGGCUGCAACCCCGCACCGCCGCCCAAGUCUCUGGACACGACGCUGCUGAUGAUGUUGGUCGUGAUGCCGCUCGUCGUCCGUUUCAUGCCGCACGAAUGGGCGCCGGACGCGUGACGACUGCUCGAGCGUGAACUAAAUACCAUAUAGGUGUAUGUUUUUUGAAAAAAAAAAUACUCGUUCGAGGUCAUUCUCGGGCGUUUUCUAACGACCAGACCGACGGCAAACACGCAACGAUCAAUUAAACGACGGGGUGCCUUGUACAUAUACGUAUACGAUGUAACGAUACAUAACGCCGCCGUGGACAUCAAAUUUUUACCCCAUCCCCCAAAAGCCCCCACGAAAACCCGUACGAUACAAUAUCCUGUCAUUAUAUAAUUUUGUCUCCCCUUUCAACGACCAAAUACAAUAAGGAAACGGACGUCGAGUGGUUUGUAUUCAACUUGUAACUACGUGCUUUUCGCGUGAAUUGUUAAUUAUUAUUAUUAUUCAUUAAUUAUAGAUUAUAUUAACAUUAUAUUAUAUUGUAACAAUUUAUGUAACAUGACAUAUCCCAGUUGAGCAUAUCUUACUGAUGAAACUAUUUCCAUUUAAAAAAAACUAUUAUUAUAUAUGUAGAUGAUUAAAUAUUACGAUAUUAAAAAAACAAAAUC